Klebsormidium nitens is the source of this 1750-nucleotide messenger RNA. The record is from the annotation of a GenBank genome assembly. Lineage: Eukaryota; Viridiplantae; Streptophyta; Klebsormidiophyceae; Klebsormidiales; Klebsormidiaceae.
AUCUGCUGCAGUGCAAGCAGAAGCUGGAGCUGGGCUCAGCUUGGCUGUUCCACAUAGGUAGCUCGAUUUUGGCGGCACAGGGCUCCCUUCCAAAGCGGGGCUUCCUUCCAUCCUGCAGCUGCAUAUUCGCAGAUCUGCCUGGCACUACCUGUCCGGCUGUCGAAAUUGCGCAAGGGGUGAUCUCACCUGAAAUCCGGAGCACAGCAUUGAACUGAAACUUGAAAGAGUGCUCUGCUGAUCAGCUGGUGUAGUGUCCAGAAACCUUCUAAGAUGUCAAUUCGCGUCCUCGCAGCACCAAAGGCUGCUGCAUUGCAGUCACCUCUCCAAAGCCUCAUCUGUUCUGAAUGGAGACGCCCCCAGGCGUCAGUCCCAAGCAACGCAGGACUCCGCUCAACGUUCAAGUCCACCAAGAGAGCCAGUCAUCGUUCUUACAAUGCUGCCAAUCCUGUGAAUGCAUUGACCAAGACAGCAUUCUAUGGCAAGCAACCUAACAUAGCCUGGCAAUCCAAGUCCAGCUCAAGGAUUGGGAGGGGGGGCACUGGUGCAAUCCAGGCAAGUGUGCUGGAUGGAGUCCACAUGGAGCCUGGCGGCCUGGUCGUUUUGGAGGAAGAGACGAAGCUGACGCAGGAUGAAUGGGAGGAGGCAAAGAACACAGUGCGUGCGAAGAAGGCCACAGAGCGGUGGAUUGAGCAGAUGAUCUUCAACUGCCGAUUCUUCACACUUGCUGGCGUUGCCGGAUCGCUCCUCGGUUCCUUCCUCUGCUUCCUCAAAGGGAGCUACUAUGUGUUCAGGGCUUUGCAAGGUUACAUCGCCCUUAUAAUGAUUGCUCACGACAAGGGCCAGGUGGUCAUGAAGCUGAUUGAAGCGCUUGAUACGUACCUUGUUGGCACCGUCAUGCUCAUCUUUGGGAUGGGGUUGUAUGAGCUCUUUGUGAUGAAGUUGGAAGGGCCGGGCGAAGUCGAACACCACAACUCAAGCUUUUUCGGCCUCUUCCGACUCGAGGAACGUCCCACGUGGCUCGCGAUCAACGGCCUGGACGACCUCAAGACCAAGCUGGGCCACGUCAUCGUGAUGAUCCUGCUCGUGGGGAUGUUCGAGAAGUCCAAAAAGGUGCACCCCCAAAACUCGACGGACCUGUUCCUGACCGCCGGCUCCGUGCUCAUGUGCGCCGGGAGCCUGUACCUGCUCAACCUUCUCAAGCACUGAGAACGCGGCAAUUUGCGGGGGGCUGUGCAUGAAGAAGCCUUGCUGUAUGCAAUGUACUAUUUUAUGUUUCAACAUAAUUGGUCAACCGGGCACUUCCUUAUAGGCAGCAUACGUAGUACUUCCGCUCUCAUAUGAGCAAUUUGUGACGACAGAUUAGAGGAGAUACGUAUGGUCAACAGAUUGUGAAGCAGACUAAAUUGUAUAUAUAGUUGUGUUUGGAUUUGGCAUACAUUUGGAUUAUAGCUUGGGAGGGUCAAAUUGAUUGCUGUCCGCUGUUCAGCUCAGCAUUAUUAUAACAGAUAGAAAAUUGGGACUGGCGGAUGUAGGCGAUACAGUAAACAGAGAUGGCCACAUGCGAUAUCCUGAGAAUCUGGCUGCAAAUAUAUAUGGAAGUACAUUGUUCCGUAGAUUUAAGACGGUAAUGGAAGUAAUUAAAAUGAUUGAACCUGGUCAAUAAAGGAGGGCAGAUGGUUGAAUCAUUCUGUGUACUCGUCAGAUCGAGAAAGGUCCAUCCGACUGGAGUGCGAUAUACUAAAAAACCAAG